GCGGCGCCUCCUCCUCCUGCUGCUGCCAGCCCGUGCCAGGCCGCCCCCUCCGCGUCCCGGGUCCUCCGAGAGGGGCCUCUCCUGCCCCCCGCCCCCCGCCCCAUCUGGGGCACCCAACCGGGUCCUUUUCCAAGCGCCCCCCCCCGGCUCGACCCCCCCCCAUCCCCAUUGGCACCUGACCCUGUAACGUGGGGGGCGGGGGGCGAGGGGCAAUAGGAGCAGGGCCGGAUUGAGGUUGGAUGAGGCCCUCAGCUCCUGAAGCUCUCAGAGCCAGCCCAGCCCCCGGGGCCAUGGAGAAGUUUGGCAUGAACUUUGGGGGCGGCCCCAGCAAGAAGGACCUGCAGGAGACCAUCGAGGUGCAGAAGAAGCAACUGUUGCAGUACCAGGGGCGCCUGAAGGACGUGGUGAGAGCCUACAAGAGCCUUCUCAAGGAGAAGGAGGCGCUGGAGGCCAGCUUGAAGGUCCUGUCGGUCUCCCACGAGGUGGAUGCCGGCCUGGGCAGCGAGGUGGCCCAGCCCCCGGGGGUGGCCGGCUCCUCCAGCCCGGACCUGAGCGAGGACCAGAGCUCGGUCCACAGCGAGGACAGUCAUGGGACGGCUGCCAGCCUGGCCAGCGUGAGGGGGGACCUGGUGGGCACAGAAGACGGGGCGGCGCCAGUGGGGACUGCAGCCUCUCCCUCGAAGCUGGAGGAGACCAGCAGCUCCGAGAGCAGUGGCGUGAGCUCCGGCAGCGGGGAGCUGGUUGCGGGGGGCGCUGGCGAGUCGGACAGGAGGGUCCUGCAGCUGAAGACUCAGCUGGCCACGCUGACCAGCGCCCUGGCCACCGUCACGCAGGAGAAGUCUCGGAUGGAGGCCUCCUACCAGGCCGACAAGAAGAAGGCCAAGCAGGAAAUGGAGAGCGCCAACCGCAGAGCCGAGGAGGAGAGGAGCCGGCUGGAGGCCGAGGUCAAGGAGGCGCAGGAGCAGCUGGCCGAGGUCAAGGCGCGCCUCAUUGCGCAGCAGCACGACCGGGCGCAGGAGCAGGGCGACCAUGCCGUCAUGCUGCGGGAGCUGCAGCGCCUGCUCCAGAGUGAGCGUGCCCUGCGCCAGGAGGCGGAGCUGGGCCUGGAGGAAGCCCGCGAGGCCCUGGCCGGGAAGGCGGGCAUGGCAGACCGGGCGGAGGCGGCUGAGCACCAGGCCCGGCAGCUGGGCUGCGAGGUGGAGGAGCUGAGGCGGGAGCUAAGGGCCCUGCGGGAGGAGAGCUCCCAGCCGGACCCGCAGGUGCAGGAGCUGCAGGCCGAGGCGGCCAGCUUGAGGAGCCACUUCCAGGCGCAGCUGAUGCAGGAGAUGCGGAAGACGGCUCAAGCGGAGGAUCGGAUCCAGUUGGAGGAGCAGCGGGUGGCCGGCUUGGAGGCCCAGAUCUCGGAGGUCUCUGAGCUCCUGGGCACCUACGAGAAAGCCAAACAGAAGGACCAGCUGGCCAUCCAGAAGCUGAAGGACCGCAUCGCCCAGCUGGACCUGGAGAACAAGACCCUGGCCAUGGCUGCCUCUGGCCGCUCCCCUCUGGACGUCGUGGCCUUUGAGGGGAGCAGCCUGGACGUCAACGUCCUGAAGGACCGCAUGGAGAAGCUGAAGGAGAUGCUGCAGGAGGCCACCAAGGACAGCCCGGCGUCCGCCCGGGAGAUCGAAGCCUUCUGCAGGCUGGAGCCUCCCAAGGGCGGCACGGAGACGGGGGACGGCGAGAAGGCCACGGCGGCCUACUACCAGCAGGAGCUGAAGCAGCUGAAGGAGGAGUUUGAGAGGUACAAGCAGAGGGCCCAGGUGGUCCUCAAGAACAAGUCGGCCAAGGACGGGAGCUUGGCCAAGGAGCUGGAGGCGGCGCAGGAGCAGCUGGCCGAGCUGAAGGAGAAGCACGUCUCCGUGCGGCUCUCCUGCGAGGAGGGCGCCCGGCAGCGUCAGCAGGAGGCAGAGGCCUGGCGCCAGGAGGCGGCCCGCCUGCAGCAGCAGCACCGGCAGGAGCUGGAGAGGAGCCAGCUGGGCUUCCAGGAGAAGGUCCUGCGCCUGGAGGAGGAGAUGCACAAGCAGCGCGACCGGGCGCUGGCCGUCCUGGCCGAGAAGGACCAGGAGCUGGAGCAGUUGAGGGCCCUGGUGCUGCCUUACUACGGGCUCCAGGGGCCCAAGCAGGGCCUGGCCCAAGCGGGAGGGCCCCGGAGCGGGGACCCGAAGGGGGACGAGGGCGGCGACGUCUCCCUGGAGACCCUCACGCAGGCUUUGCACCUGGCCGCGCCCAAGGAGCCGGCCUUCCUGCUGUACACGGAGCAGUUGGCCAGGAAGGAGGUGGAGGCCUCGGCCCUGAAGAAGCAGAAGCGCAGCCUGGAGGCGGCUGUACGGCAGCUGCAGGAGAGGCUCCUGGAGGAGGCCGAGCGGCACCGGGAGGAGGUCUCCGGCCUGCAGGGCCGCCUGCAGAAGAGCGCUCGCGACCAGGGUAGGGAAGGCGCCAACCUGGAGUACCUCAAGAACAUUUUCUACCGCUUCCUGACACUGACGGACUUGCUGGGGCGGCAGCAGACGCUGACGGCCAUCUUGACUAUCUUGCAUUUCAGCCCGGAGGAGAAGCAGGCCGUGCUCAGCCACGCGGGGGGUGCAGGCAGCUGGUGGCCCUCGGGGAAGAGGUGAGCCCCCUGGGCUGCAGUGGGGCUGGCUGCUUUGCCCAGAGGGUGCCCCUGUGCCAAGGAGGAGGAGGAGGAGGGAGCGGGGCUGGCAGUUCCUCUUCCCGCACCUGUGGGCUCUUGGCGCCUUUCUGCUGCCAGGAUCCGCCCAAGAGCCAUUUCUUAAAAGGGACCACGAUCUGGGAGAUGGGGAUUUUUAAUCAAAUGGGGUUUUUUUGGGGGGGUGUCUUCUUUUGCCAAAUGGGGGAAUUGUUGAAGGCUGCCUUUGGGGUUUCCUUCUUCCUGCCUCUAAAGCUUCAACUUGGUUUGUGAUCUGCAAAUAAAAAGGACCAGCAACCAGA
This is a messenger RNA of Zootoca vivipara (common lizard), 2988 nucleotides long. It is a transcript of the gene GCC1, whose product is annotated as GRIP and coiled-coil domain containing 1. Gene Ontology annotation, cellular component: Golgi apparatus. NCBI's taxonomy places the organism in Eukaryota, Metazoa, Chordata, Lepidosauria, Squamata, Lacertidae. The record is from RefSeq and is a predicted model, not a curated record.